AUGGGCACGGCCCAGCUGCUGGUGUACCUGCUCCCCGCCUGGGCGGUGCUUCCGGGGCGUGGCCGCUGGGGCCGCCUCAACAACGGGCGUGGCUACGGGGCGGGGCUGCUGGCGCUGCUGGGGGCGGGGUCUCUGGCCCCGCCCCGCCUGCGGGCGCUGGCCACGCCCCUGGGCCCGGCGGGGCUGCUGCUGGCGCUGCUGGCGCUGCAGGCGGGGUCCCUGCGCCACGCCCUGCUCCGCGACCCCGCCCACGCGCUGUGCCUGCCCCCCCGGCCCGGGGAGCCCCUCCUGCCCUGCGCCCCCCCCAACGCCUCCCGCGGUCCUCCCGGCCGGCAGGGGGCGCUGCCCGCCCUGCCCGGGCCCAGCGCGCGCCUCCUGGCACACCUGAGCGCGGUGCUGCUGCUGGGGGCCGGCGUGGAGGGACAGCUGCUGCGGGACAAGUUCGGUGUCACCCUGGGCGGUGUCCCCGUGGUGGCCGCUGUCUCCUGGCCCUGGCGCUGGCUGCCGCUGCUGGGCGCGGCGCUCUCUGCGGCGGGCGCGGGGCUGCAGGCGCUGCUCGGGGGGUCCCGCCUGCUGCGGGCGCUGGCGCGGACGCGGGCGCUGCCGCUGCCGCGCGCGCUGUCGCGGGGCCGCCGCUGGCCGCUGGCCGUCACGGUGCUGACGGCGGCCCUGGGGGUGCUGCUGGGCUCUCUGGACCUGCUGGCCCCGGUGCUCUCCGUGUUGUGCCUGACGUCGUACCUGGGGCUGAACCUGGCGUGCGCCCUGCAGGGGCUGCUGCCCACGGCCGGCUGGAGCCCGCGCUGGCCGCUCUACCACUGGUCGGUGUCCCUGGCGGGGGCCCUGCUCUGCCUGUCCCUGAUGUUUGUCACCUGCUGGCACUGUGCCCUGCUGGCCCUGGGCAUCGGCGCCACCGCCUACAAAUACCUGGAGUUCCGCAG
This is a messenger RNA of Passer montanus (Eurasian tree sparrow), 938 nucleotides long. RefSeq names its product solute carrier family 12 member 4-like. The annotation marks the transcript as partial. The record is from RefSeq and is a predicted model, not a curated record. Gene Ontology annotation, biological process: potassium ion import across plasma membrane; chemical synaptic transmission; chloride ion homeostasis. Lineage: Eukaryota; Metazoa; Chordata; Aves; Passeriformes; Passeridae. Gene Ontology annotation, cellular component: membrane. Gene Ontology annotation, molecular function: potassium:chloride symporter activity. The transcript is spliced from 8 exons.